Molecule: messenger RNA, 2863 nt
Organism: Styela clava
Lineage: Eukaryota; Metazoa; Chordata; Ascidiacea; Stolidobranchia; Styelidae
Source: RefSeq, a predicted model, not a curated record
GUAGGAUAGGGUUUACAUAUUUAUCCCGGGGGAUAGAAUUGACGAUAAGAUGGCUUAACCAUAUGGCAUAUUCCUGGCGCUUAGUAUAUGAGCCACACCGCCGCACCUAAAUUCCAACUUCCAAAUAAAUUAACCCAUAAUUUUGUAAGCUUUUAAAUUUUUAUUUGAUUCCAGUCAAGAGUCUUGUUGCAUACUUUUUCUAGUCAUAGUUGUUGGUCUGGAAAAGUCUGAUCCCCGUCAACGUUGCAGAAAUACAUUUGUGUUAGUAUGCAGCAAAACUUUUGAAUCAAAUAUGAAUAGUUACCUUUAUUCUUGCUAUAGCAUCUUUGCAUUAUAUAUACACUUACGGUUCCACUGCUGCAAUAGCAUAGAGCAAGGAGUACUCCCGAAGUAUGUGUACCAAGUUAGGGUUAGGCCAUACUUUUAUCCUGAUUUUCCUUGUUCAUCAAUUCCAUUACGAGCUCGGGGACUGUGAGUGUUAGCCAAGUGAAUAUACCCCGUCCAUAGGUUUCAGUCCCGUUACACAAAUUGAUGUAAAAUAAGUGAACAAAAUUAGUUAUCUCCAAAUUGGUAUACAUACUUCAAGAGCGCCGAGCAAGGUAAAUUAGUUGGGCUCACGUAUCCCCUGAUAAAACUUAGUAGAGUCACAAUAUACAACAAAAAUUAAAAUAACUGUCAGAUGGGUUACGCAUAUGAAUUCACUCGUGCAAAACGGCACGAAAAGGUCUGAUGUAAUUGUAACCUAUCUGUUAGUUAUUUUAAUUUUUGUUAUACAUUGUCACUUUGAUUUACGCCCAUGUGAACUCAUAGUUCAGCUUGAAAUAUAAAAAUAACUUUAAUAUCCGCCGCUGCGUGAGAAUUAUUACUUGUGGAAAAAAAGCUUUAAAAAAUAGUGCAACAAUAAUUAGGAUGUUGGCCUCUGAAACGGUCACAGUGACAAAAAAUAAUCCGCGAUUGUGACAAAAUUAGGAAGUAAACACUCGGCCUUGUUACCGAGUUUUCAGUCUUAAUAUUCAAAUUAUUCUAUUAGAAAAAAUCUGAUUUUGCCAGUCUCUAAUCACGUGUAGGUAAAUACUCAUAGAAUGACAAUAAAAAGAUUAACAUUAAAUUACCACGAGUAAUAGUUUCACACAUUUCAUGCACAUUUAAUCAAUGUUUUUUGCGCAUAUAAACGAUUGUAAAACCAUUGAUACUCGCGAGUUUUACUUUUCUCUUGAAAUUAAUUUUCACUAUUUUUAUCGUUCCAUUUCUAACAUUUGUUUCUCUCCGGAAAUACCUCAUUUAUGAAGAAAAAAAACGCUACGUGGUUACAACUGAUUGCGAAUUAAAUAAUGGUCGAAGAUUAGCAAGUAUAUUCUUGAAAUAGGCAUACCUAAUAUUCACCAACCGACUACAGAGGGAGGCGAGCUACACGAAACUCUGGAAUGUUUUUAACAGACGUCUUACGGAGUUGUAAAUUGUACGAUUAAAGCACUUACCGGUAUUUAAUUCUACCGUAAUCCUGGCUGAGCGCCUCAAGUUCCUUAGACUUUCCUUUGGUAUGUUGGUUACUCGCUUACACUAUAAUAUUAUUAUUAUACAUCUAUUUGGGCAUCACGGACAAUUUCUAAUUUGAAAUAAAUGAAAACCCAACAAGAACAUAUCAUAAUUAAUACUCAGACGUAAAAUAUAAACAUUCAUUAAAAAAGUUAUUAUUUAAGGAAGACAACAUGAUCGUACAAUUCCGCCAGAUGUUGGCCAGUGAGAUGAUAAAUAAAUGCUUCCCCUGUAUUCGAUUAAUCAACUUUCUGAAUGACUCCAAUAAAUUCACUAAGGAAGGAACAAAUCCCGUCAAACUUGCACUAGAAAAUCGUGUAAUUUGGUCACAAUUCAUCGAUGUCAUUGACAGUCACAUGACCACUCUCGUUUGAAGAAACGCACUGCUUUGUAUUAGGACAUCUGGUUUCAAAGACGCCGCCAACUGUUUUUGCGGGAGAAGCGGAAUCGGUGUGCUUGUAUAAUAAUCAUAUUAUAAACAAGAAUUUUGCCGUUUAAUGCGAAAGCUUUAUCUCAAAUGUAUGCACCACAUAGGUUAGAAUUCCAGCAAAUAUCUUAUGUAAUGCAAAAUUGGGUUACAAAAGUACUAGUAGGCAACUUAUUUGUCAACUUCAUACUGGCACAAAAAUAAUUGUCAACUUGGAAUUUUUGCUCUUAAAAUCGGAAAAAAGUGCUAUUUCGUACCUGUUGGAUUAGUGAUGGUUAGAGCUAUCAGAGAGUAUUAUCAGAAAACAGGUUAUAAGGUUGGAUUCAAACCAGCAAGAGGAAUCCGUAGUGCGAAGGACGCUCGUACUUGGCUUGCCUUGAUGAAAGAAGAGUUGGGUGAUGAAUGGAUGAGAAAUGACUUGUUUCGGAUUGGAGCUUCCUCCUUGCUCACUGAUAUUGAAAGACAGAUAUAUCACCGGGAGAUAUGCAUCUGCUCAUUGGCUACCAAUAGCAUGAGUUCUGAAUGUCAAGUUAUAAUCACUUCCAAAAAAUUUCCAAUGUACGGACUAUUUUAGGAAGUACUUUGGUUUUUGAGCAUUAAGUAAGGGCGCUCCCGUAGUAUGUGAACCAAGAUGGUGGACACCGGAACAUAGUAUGUGUACCAGGUUAUGGUUAGGUCAUAAUAUCUUUCCAAUUUUCCUCAUUUUAGUUAUAUUCCGAGUUCAGGGACUAGCCAAGUGACCCCCGUAAUAUUUGUACCUGAAAUUGACUGUUGGAGAAAUUUCAAUUUAAUCAUGUGUUUUAUUGGGGGAUCUUCGAUUGCGUGCAAAUUUUACUCAAUACAGAGUUUAAAGAUGCAAUAAAUAAUAUACACACUUUAUCAUUUUCUUUGUUACUCAUA